AUGACAACAAAUAUUUAUGUUCUCACCAUAUACGAAAUCGUCUUCUGGCUAUGUAAUAGUUUCUUAAUCUUUAUCGAGCUAGUCGAUAUUCCAUGGAUUGAUCAAUAUCGAAUACAGAAACAAAAGAAAAAACUACGUUUCCAACCAGAAAUUGUUCGUCUGAUGAUCAAGGAAACGAUCAUAAAUCAAAUAUCAUCACUCGCUUUUCUUCCAAUACUUUACUACACUUUUGAAUAUUUCGGUCAUGUUGAUCUUCAUGGCAGUCGACCAGCUUGGUCAACCGUUCUCUAUCAAAUUGCACUCUUCAUUCUUUCCGAAGAUACAAUCUUCUUCUGGACUCACUAUUUAUUUCACACGCCUUGGUUAUACAAGAACAUUCACAAAAAACAUCACGUCUAUAAACAGCCAACAGGUGUAACUGCUGUUUUGAGUGAUCCGAUUGAAGCUAUACAAACGGAAUUUGCGAUGUGGUUUAUGCCCGUGUUUUUGAAAGAAACACAUAUCUUUACAAUAUGUUUAUGGGUGGCUAUUCGCGUCUAUCAAACCGUCGCAGCACAUUCUGGAUACAAUUUUCCUUAUAUAAUGACACAGUACUGGCUGCCGGAGUUGAUGCCCGGUGCUAUUGCUCAUGAUUUCCACCAUCAACAUGGCAAAUGGAACUACGGUUCAUUCUUUUCCCUUUGGGAUCAAUUGAUGGGAACACAUCGGCUUAGUGCGAGUAAAACGACUGUGAAUUGA
Molecule: messenger RNA, 738 nt
Organism: Adineta ricciae
Lineage: Eukaryota; Metazoa; Rotifera; Eurotatoria; Adinetida; Adinetidae
Source: the annotation of a GenBank genome assembly